This is a messenger RNA of Cuscuta campestris, 854 nucleotides long. The record is from the annotation of a GenBank genome assembly. NCBI's taxonomy places the organism in Eukaryota, Viridiplantae, Streptophyta, Magnoliopsida, Solanales, Convolvulaceae.
GAGCAACUCUAUGCAUGCAACCGCUGCAUGCAAAGCUCAUCACCACGUGCCACCGCUUCCCCUUCCUAUUUAUACCCCCAUCCAUUCAUUUAUUCAUCUCAAACCACUAUAUUAUUUAGUAAUUAAUUAAUAGUAAUUAAUUAAAUAAUCCCCAUCAAAACUUACCUAAAUAUAUAAGUAAUAAUUAUAAUGGCAAUGGCGUCCGAGCGUUACGGGCAGCAGCAGCAGCAAGCUGACUACUACACUCAGCCGCAGCAGCAGUCACAGGCCUACGGCGCCGCCAAGGCGGCGACGGCGGCCACCGUCGGGGGAUCGCUCCUGCUGGUAUCCGGCCUGACGCUGGCGGUGACGGUGAUCGGGCUGGCAGUGGUGACGCCGCUUUUCGUCAUCUUCAGCCCCGUCCUGGUGCCAGCCGUGGCGGCGGCGUUCCUGGUGGCCAUCGGGUUCUUGUCGUCCGGCGGGUUCGCGCUGGCGGCAGCGAGCGUGCUGUCGUGGAUGUACCAGUACAUGACGGGGAAGAAGCCGCCGGGCGCGGCCCAGCUGGAGUACGCCAAGGGGAGGAUCGGAACCACCGCUCGCGAGGUGAAGGACAAGGCGGCGGAGAAGUUCGGGUCCCAGCAGCGGACUGCGGCGGCGUAGGUGGAGGGAGGAAAUAAUGGUUCAUUUUGAGAAUGCUGUUUGGUUUGAGAGUUAGUAGGAAAAGAGGGCUUAGAUUUAUUUCUGGGCCUUUUAAAUGGUCUGUUGUUGGAUGGGUGUUGUUAAUUUGUAGCUGGUUUGGUUUGGGUCUGUAUCUGGGUUCGUUUGUGUAAAAUUUUAAUUCCAUGCUUUACUCGAAAUAAAAGGUGUUAUUGAUA